GUACAACUUCUUCGACAGAAGACGGAACACUCGUACAAAUGGGCAACGGGAUUAUUCCAUUGAUGGUGGUGGCGAUGGUCCCGAUAAUAGCUGGUACCAUCGGGCAGCGUGCUCUGAACAAGAGGAACGCACCGACGAAUCUCGAUUAUCCUGACUAUCCGACCAAAUACGACGAGUAUCCGGUGGUUAUGCCGAAGAGAGCGGCUCUUUUGUUCGAUCAAAUAAUGGUAGCAUUACAGAAGGUAGUGGACAAUCAGGGCAGAGAAGAACUCGGAGGCAGCAGAACAUUCACGAGAUCUUCGGGGGCUCACCUACCAAGUGGAAAUUCGCAGAUCGUUCCAUCAGCGGACGAACAAACAGUGAAGAUGGACCUUCAACGACGCGGACAGGCGAAAGGGCGAGUUUACUGGCGUUGUUACUUCAACGCUGUAACAUGCUUCAAGAGAAAGUGAUAAUGAACCGACGUAACCAGUUUACACCGCGACUUCGAAACCCGAUUCGACCACAAGAUUCCUCGCAUGCUUUACCCGGUCACAAGAGAAACAAAUAAAUCACUAACUCAGGACAAGCUAGACCCUAAGUUCAAAGAUAAUUUUGUCUUUUCGUACGAAUGUUACCACUUUUCUGUCUUCGAGUACCUUUCCGUCU
Messenger RNA from Eufriesea mexicana, 648 nucleotides. RefSeq lists its product as uncharacterized. The transcript has 3 exons. Lineage: Eukaryota; Metazoa; Arthropoda; Insecta; Hymenoptera; Apidae. The record is from RefSeq and is a predicted model, not a curated record. Bases 39 to 452 code for a protein of 137 amino acids.